AUGACUACGCGAUACAUGGACCUGCUGAGCGAGCAGCAGGGGCAGCUGGACGAGAACUACCGCAAUGCGAUGGGAGUCCUGGACGCUCUCGAGACGCUGGCUGCGCCAGAACAACAUAAAGAGGAACAGGUCGCUGCGCUGCACGCGCUCAAGGCCCAGAGCGAGCCGCUUCUACGCUCUCUGGUCAUGCUGCGAGUCAACAACGUGAACUGCGUCGAGGCCUACGCAACCCGCGCCAAAAUCGGACCGGCCUCAGACGUGGCGAAGAGCAAGCUGCACGCUUCGGCGGGGGAUAACAGCGCCGGCAACGUUCUCGGCUUGGUUGCGCGCGUUCGUGAGCUCCAGAUGACGUGGCUGCAGCACCUGCAGCUGGUCAACCAGCUGUCCGUGGAGCUCGCGUAUCCCCUGGGCCGCCGCGGCAGCGAGCACGUCACCGUUAACCGCGAGGGGCCGCCGCCAGAACUUGUUGCGGCGCUGGCGGCCUACGACGCGGGCCCUGAUGCUCCUGCGGCCGCUGAGUUGCGCGCCGAGCUACUCCGCUACCUCGACGACAUCAAGGCGACCCGCGCGCGCUACCUGUUAGAGAACAAGUAUCUGCUGGCUGACAGCCUGCGCCAACUGACACGCGAUGUCUCCUCCUGGAGCCAAAAGUGGGAGAGCCUGGAGGGCACUCUGUUCGGCGACGCUCCGUCCUCACUGCGCAGCCUCCUUCGCUCCGUGGAUACAACGAAGGCUACGAUCACACAGAAGGUCGCCGCCCCGGAUCCAGCAGCUCCUAGCAGCUCCACGAUCCAACCUACGUAA
Eremothecium gossypii ATCC 10895 is the source of this 804-nucleotide messenger RNA. It is a transcript of the gene THP2, whose product is annotated as Thp2p. Lineage: Eukaryota; Fungi; Ascomycota; Saccharomycetes; Saccharomycetales; Saccharomycetaceae. The transcript has a single exon. Gene Ontology annotation, cellular component: nucleoplasmic THO complex. Gene Ontology annotation, biological process: mRNA export from nucleus; transcription elongation by RNA polymerase II. The record is from RefSeq and is marked provisional. The coding region runs from base 1 to 804 and encodes 267 amino acids.